ACAAAAAAGUAAAAAAAAAAAGUUGUUCUGAAAUAAUCCGAAGUAACGAGUAAACGGCAAUGAGGGACGCUGAAAUCACCUCCCAAAUCCCAAUUACAAUCAGAGAAGAGAAAAAGGAAAUCGAAGGGAGAUAGUUUGGUUAAUACUUAUUAGUUUACUCCAUUUUUUCUCACCUCGCCUAUCCCGUCUCUAAAACCCUUGCAGCUGCGGCGCCUCAUCUCUGAUCGGUUGUUCCUGGAAAAGGCGCGAAGGUCGUCGGAGUUCUCUUGUCUACACUGGAGUUGAAGCAAAGAAACGGCUAAUUGGGGACGUACGCACUGGAGUUGACAAGCUCUGAGGUUCAAUUAUUGUGGCUUUCUUCAUCAAAUUGUUUGAUCACUAUUGGCUCACAGGACCCAAAUUUUGGCAGCAGUGGCCAUGUCAUCAUCAGAUCUCCCUGCUACAACAGACUCAAUAGCACAGGCUUUAGAAGCCAAGGACCCAGCAGAGGCCAUAUCCAUGCUUUACCGCAUACUUGACAACCCGUCCUCUUCUUCAGAAGCUUUACGCAUAAAAGAACAAGCCAUUUCAAAUCUGUCAGAUCUUCUCAGACAAGAAAGUAGGGCUGAGGAGCUUCGGAGCCUUCUGACUCAAUUGAGGCCCUUUUUCUCCUUGAUUCCCAAGGCUAAAACUGCAAAGAUAGUCCGAGGAAUUAUUGAUGCUGUGGCCAAGAUACCUGGAACAUCUGAUCUCCAGAUAUCCCUUUGCAAAGAAAUGGUUCAGUGGACACGUGCUGAGAAGCGUACCUUUCUUAGACAACGAGUAGAAGCAAGGCUUGCUGCACUUUUGAUGGAGAACAAGGAAUAUGCAGAAGCUUUAACCCUUCUAACAGGCCUUGUUAAGGAGGUGAGGAGAUUAGAUGACAAACUUCUUCUUGUGGACAUAGAUUUGUUAGAGAGUAAACUCCAUUUCUCUCUGAGAAACCUUCCCAAGGCAAAGGCCGCACUUACAGCUGCAAGAACAGAGGCAAAUGCUAUCUAUGUCCCUCCAGCACAACAGGGCACCAUAGAUUUGCAGAGUGGGAUCCUCCAUGCAGAAGAGAAGGAUUACAAGACUGCCUACAGCUAUUUCUUUGAAGCAUUUGAAGCUUUCAAUGCUCUUGAAGAUCCUAGGGCAGUCUUUAGUCUUAAGUACAUGUUGUUGUGCAAGAUCAUGGUUAACCAGGCUGAUGAUGUGGCCGGGAUAAUAUCUUCAAAAGCAGGCCUGCAGUAUGUGGGACCAGAGUUGGAUGCUAUGAAAGCUGUGGCUGAUGCUCAUUCAAAGCGCUCCUUAAAGUUCUUUGAGACUGCAUUGCGAGAUUAUAGGGCUCAGUUAGAGGAUGAUCCAAUUGUUCACAGACAUCUAUCGUCCCUGUAUGAUACACUCCUGGAACAAAACCUAUGCAGGUUAAUUGAGCCUUACUCAAGGGUUGAGAUUCCUCAUGUUGCUGAGCUGAUUGAACUGCCUGUUGAUCAUGUGGAGAAGAAGUUAUCUCAGAUGAUUCUGGACAAGAAGUUUGCCGGGACUUUGGAUCAGGGUGCUGGGUGCCUCGUCAUCUUUGAUGAUCCCAAGCCAGAUGCAAUCUUCCCAGCAACAUUAGAAACCAUUUCCAACAUUGGCAAGGUUGUGGACAGUUUGUACAUAAGAUCUGCCAAGAUAAUGGCAUAGGAAUCCAUGUGAGACUUUGUUCAUUUGGUGUGGCUUUUUCUAGUGCAAUUUCAUUGCUGUCUUUUCCAAAAUUCAUGCUAGAUAGGGGCAUCUUUUCCUUCUUUCAGUUUAAUCUUAUUACUUGGGUUCGAGAUGCAAAUUGGUUGCCGCAUCAUGAGAACUAAACAUCUGGAGUUACUGACCCUGUAUUUGUUUGAUAAUUAGAAAUUACCUGAAUUAUUAGAUAAGUAGUAUGCA
This is a messenger RNA of Nelumbo nucifera (sacred lotus), 1923 nucleotides long. Lineage: Eukaryota; Viridiplantae; Streptophyta; Magnoliopsida; Proteales; Nelumbonaceae. The record is from RefSeq and is a predicted model, not a curated record.